Molecule: messenger RNA, 8036 nt
Organism: Elgaria multicarinata webbii
Lineage: Eukaryota; Metazoa; Chordata; Lepidosauria; Squamata; Anguidae
Gene: GCNT1
Product: glucosaminyl (N-acetyl) transferase 1
Exons: 4
Coding region: 390-1676 (428 amino acids)
Cellular component (GO): membrane
Molecular function (GO): beta-1,3-galactosyl-O-glycosyl-glycoprotein beta-1,6-N-acetylglucosaminyltransferase activity
Source: RefSeq, a predicted model, not a curated record
CAGCGUCCCCCCGCUCUCCAGACGCCAGGGUCAGGGGCUGUGUUGCCGCGGCGCUUCCCAUGCCUCGGGCUCGUGGCUGGCUCGGCACAGCUUAAUGAAGCUCCAUGUCUACUGGUUGGAGAACAGGGAAGUCCUACCACAUUGAAGUGUGCCUGCUGUUUGCCAUAUUCAUCAGGUGAGCCCUGAAAGCCUGUCAGCACAGCAAAAGAAGCUGCAACAGAAGAACACGUGACUUACAAUUCUGCUUUCACAGCUUCUCUAGUAAUGUGGAACACACUGUCAUUGACUACUGAGCUCCGAACCUCCUGAGAAAUGCAAAAAGGAGGCUCAGAAGCUGGGACUUGAUCAUGUAUACAAAGAAAUCCUCUUAGAUGUAUGGAAGGUUCUGAAUGUGCUCUGAAAUGCUGAGAAGGAAACUUCGUCAUAUCCUACGGUUCAAGCUUCUCUGGGUGUUAAUUUUUACAGUCGGAACCUGGUCCUUUCUCAAAAUCCAUCAUAAACCGAACUACCUGCACCAUGCACAUCUGGAGUUGACUGGUGAAUAUCCCAAUAAUUAUAUAAACUGCUCCAAGAUAUUGCAGGAUGACCAAGAGGAAAUUCAGAAAGUAAAGUUGGAGCUGUUAACAGUUUCCUUCAGAAAGAGGCCGAAGCUAACCUCAAAUGAUUAUAUUAACAUGACGAAGGAUUGUCCAUCCUUUAUUAAGAGUAGGAAAUAUAUUAUGGAACCUCUGAGCAAAGAAGAAGCAAUGUUUCCCAUUGCAUAUUCCAUAGUAAUUUACCACAAGAUUAAUAUGUUUGAUAGACUUUUGAGAUCCAUCUACGCUCCUCAAAACCAUUACUGCAUUCAUGUUGAUAAGAAGUCCCCAGAAUCCUUCUUGGCUGCAGUUAAAGGGAUUGCUUCAUGUUUUGACAACGUCUUCAUUGCCAGCCAGUUGGAGAGCGUAGUGUAUGCUUCGUGGAGCAGAGUACAAGCCGACCUCAACUGCAUGAAGGAUCUUUACAGGAAGAAUUCAAGCUGGAAAUACCUCAUCAACCUUUGUGGCAUGGAUUUCCCUAUCAAGACCAACCAGGAAAUAGUAGAGAGGCUGAAAGCCCUCAAGGGUGAAAAUAGUUUGGAAACGGAGAAAAUGCCUGCAAACAAGGAGGCACGGUGGAAGAAACAUCACGAAAUUGUUGAUGGUAAAGUGAAGAAGAUGGGAACAGACAAACAGCAUCCGCCUCUCAAUACGCCCAUUUUCUCUGGCAGUGCCUAUUUUGUUGUUAGCCGGAGGUUUGUAGAAUAUGUGCUGGAGAACAGCCAAAUCCUUGCUUUUGUAGAAUGGGCUAAAGACACUUACAGUCCUGAUGAAUACUUGUGGGCCACUAUUCAGCGAAUUCCUGACGUCCCUGGUGCUGUCUCCGCCAGUGUAAAAUACGACGUUUCUGACAUGAAUGCGCUCGCCAGGUUUGUUAAGUGGCAUUACUUUGAGGGGGAUGUGAGCAAGGGGGCCCCCUACCCACCUUGCAGUGGAAUUCACAUCCGCUCUGUGUGUGUCUUUGGAGUGGGAGACUUGAACUGGAUGUUACGAAAACACCACUUCUUUGCCAACAAGUUUGACACGGAUAUUGACCCCUUUGCAGUUCAGUGCUUAGAGGAGUAUUUAAGAGACAAAGCUCUGUAUCAGCACAGACAUUAAAAUGCAGCCCUCUGUAUAGUACAAACCCUGUUCCUCUGAUAAGGAUGUCAAAAAGAUAAGUGCGUGGUGCACUCCUUUACUUUCCCCCCUUUUUUUUCUUAACAUGCCUUGUACGAUGGUUGCCUACCUGAUUAUUUGUUCCUUGUACUUUUUCUUGGUUGUCCAUAUUUCUCUAAAGAACUCCCAUUGCAUACAUUCUGUUCUAAUAGUCAGCAGAAUUUUAUGUUUGGAAACAAAGGCCUCAGGUUUACAAAGUUCAGCACUUCUGAAGUGGUUAACCUGUCACUUCCUCUGCCUUUUAAAAAAUCCUAUUAGAGAUCCAAAUAAUCUUGAUCCUUCCAUGGUGUGGCUGCUAAAAUGUUCUUUUUCAUAAUGAUGGUGGUGGAGGGCAGAUGAGAAGGAAGGGAAGGAAGGAGCCAGGACUGAGCAAUAGUCAUGAGAUCUCAGGCAAUGUUUAAAAGGAGUUCAUCAACAAGUGAAAGGGGAACAGAGAAAAUGCCAAAGCGAUGCAGUUUGCAGAAAUUCUGCAUGUACAAUUUGCUUAAAUGUCUCUAUAGCUACAUAACUAAAUCCUUCACUUUCUGAACAGCUCUGAAUUGUUUUCUUUUAAAAGAAAAGGAAAAAAGACCAGCAAUAUACACAAAUUUUUAUGUAAUGUAUUUCAAGAAAACCAGAAGGGUUUUUUUGAAGCAUAAAUUUUAGGAACAGAUUCCGUUCUUAAUCACAUUUUGUAGCUGUUUCAGAAGUGAUGUCUCACAAGCUUGCCAACUAGAAUAUUCUCAGGGAAAUAUGAAUGUGCCUCUAUUUACUAGUAGUCCCAUUAGUUUACUGUAUACUAUUUGACAGAUUUUGUAUGUUUGACCCAGAUUUAAUCACAGGAAUGUGAAACUUCUUAACAAAAUGCUUAAAAUUAUUAGUACUUAAACCUAUUACAUUUUUUAAAAAAAUUAUGCUAUGUCAACAAGGUUUUUUGUUGGAACUCUCCAUUGGUGUGAUUUACACAAGUUCACUUCUCAAACUCUAUAUGAAAUCUUUAGGGGUAAGGUUGUCAUCUGCAAUAUAGACCGUGUCUCCUACAGCUAGCAGUCAACAACAACAACAACAACAGUAAUAAUAAUUUAAUAAUACACUCUAAAGGCUGUUCACCUAUUUUUAGAAAUAGCUGAUGUCACUUCUCUGUAAGUGGUAAAGCUGCACAAAGAUGGUUUACAUAGGAAUGAAGCAAAUUGGCAAAAGACCUAAUUCAUUAUUUUUAUGGUCACAUCCAUUUUUUUUAAACUAUCUGCCACUAAAAAUAUUUGAAUUAUCUAAAUUGAAACAUUUAUUAUUUUGAAAGUCACCUUGCUGUUAUGCUUGGUGAAUCUUAUUUUCUUUUGAGGCUAGUGCCAUUUGAAUUCUUAGUACAUCUAAUCCAUGACUGGUCCUCACCGCUGCCUAUGGUGCUUCCACUUAAAUCAGGAAUCUCCUGUUUUGCAGUCCUUAAUGCCACAGUUAUCCUGAAUUUGGACGUCACUUCCAAACCCUUUUGGGGAUGGUGUGUGGUCCCAAAGGGGGCUUCAACGCAGUGGAGUAGAUUUGGAUACUCCCAGGUGUCCCAUUCCAUUUGGAUUGUACUGUAUAUAAUAAUGUGUGCUGGCAACAGUAAGAUAAGUUUUAUUUAUUUUAACAUUUCUGUAGUGCUUUCCUACAAGUUUUAUAUCCAAAGUCAUAUGCCAAAAGCAGAAAACUUACCAACAAACAAAAGGAAAAAUGUAUUUUAAAAGUUAGGUACCUAUUAGAAUCAAUGCAUUAGGAUGAGUUGUCAUCUAGAAAUCUACCAGCAUUUAUAUUGUAUAAUAUAGCUCAGACUCUAAAAGAGGAAGUAUGGUCACUUUCCCCUGACCUAAGCACCUCUUGGGGACCAUUGUUCUCACGGCAAAGCUGCUAGCAGUUUGCUUACCAAUUUGUUUUUGUUUUUAAUCAAUUAUGGGGACAAAAGACCUGGCUUCCUCAGGCUCCCUUGGUCUGUUUCCUUCCUUUGAGCAUAGGAACUGCACUCAUGUGGAAUUGCAUUUCCAUAGGUUUUCGCCCAGUAAUUUACACCGGGGGUUGGAAACUUGUGGCUCUCCAAAUGUCUUGGUCUACUUACUCCCAUAAAUCCUAACCACCAUAGCCAUUCAUAAGGGAUCAUGGGAGUUGUAGAUCAAAACACCUGGAGGGCAGCAAGUUGUCCACCCCAGCUAACUCUGCCCGAUCCUCUUGACAUGAACCACAUACAACUAAAACCAAUACUGACCCCACCCUUCCCCCACCCCCCAGAAUGGAUCUUCUACAAUAGCAAUGGAUUUUGAGCUCUAAACCACUUGGAUUUGGAAAUCCAGAUUAGGGAUGUUGCAGAAAGCCACAAUAGAAUCAAAUGAGUUUGGAUUUCUAUGAAUCCAGUUAGCAGGUUCUUUAGCGGACUAUUUUUUUCUGAAUUGCACAAAUUCCACAAACCAGGGGUUUUUCUUUGCUUGUUUUUACUUUUGUUUUGAUUUUUACAUACAAAUAUAGAUAUAGAAAAAAUAUGUAAAAUAAAAUAAUACUGGGCAAAAACGUGAAUUUGCCCAUAGGGUAAAGCAUAAAAAUGCACAUUUAGGGGAAUUUGCACCUUUGGGGGAGAAUUUGCAAAUUUGUGCAAAUUCGGGGCAAUUGGAAAUAAUCCAAUUUUGCCAAUAAAUGAACAUCAGAAUGAAAGGCACCUGAUAAUCCACGAAUUGCAGACAGAACAGAUUUUACAAAAUCCAUACAUCACUUAUCCAAACUCUCACAUUGCGAGAGAGAAAUAUUGAAAAUUGCUUUACCUAAGAAUUAGUAGUAAGAUUAUUUAAGGCUUAAUGAGUAUAAUAUGUUUAACAAGAUGCUGAUAGUGAUGGUUUUGUAACAUCCAAUUUUAUUUCAGUUUAUUUGAAACCUAGAUUUUUUUGAAAAAGGUUCACGUUCCUAUUGAAUGCAUCUAAAUAUUUUAACCUGGGCUCUGUAUAGAUAGGUUCUAUGAAUCUGUUUUUUAACAGUGCUGCUGCUGUUCUAGUACACAUAAGAGGGUAUGGGGGCAGGGAAUGGCCUCUGCCUUCUUACCCCAUUUGCAUUACCCAUCCACUUGACAAUUGAGAAUGAGUGGGGACAUGGGGGAUUUCCAAUACAUUCAAGGGGGAGGAGGUUACUACAGUAGUAAAGCUUGUAGGUUUUUUAUGUUGGGUAGUAUAUAAAUAUCGUUGAAAAAAAAUAGUAAAUAAAGCUAUUUCCUAGGCAGCCAUUUGGAAUGUAGUGGGGGACGGGGUUACAGUGCCUGCAGUGUCAUAUAAAAAGAUAUGGAUCAUUGGAAUUCUUUAUUCUUUCCUCACCCCUGCUAUCCCCAGUGUGCCCCCCCAAGUCUGCUCUGGGGCCACCCCCCAGUCCUCUGGGGCAGAUUUUGGGGGCAGGGGCAGAAAUGAGGCUGCAGGGGGAAUGGAAAUCCAUCCCACCAGUUGUUUCUCAGCUACUAGUGAAAUGGCACCAUUGAGUCCAACCUGUAGUCUCACUCUGGACACUGGCUUUGUCUGCAUACAACAAAUGCAUGCCUUUUCUCUCUUAUUGCAAGUGCUUGCUCAAGCAAAGUCAGAUGCCAGGGAAACAGAAAAAUCUUUUAGAGCAUGUUGAUCUUCAUGCCAUUUUUAACUACUACUACAGAAAUCAAGUCUCCUAUUUUUCAAAAUUUCUCACAUGAAUCAUAUUUGCAUUUGGAGGUUUAUUUCCGUUGCAGCUGCAGAAAAAUCAUAAAUCAAUCAAUAGGGAACAGUAGUGUUAGCUAAGUCACUGGCUUUAGUUCAAUUUGCUGUUCAACUCUGGUUUCUGGUGUCUACGUACUGGCCACAGGAAUGUUAAACUGACAUGAAAAAAUGGGAUAAAAUCACUUACCCAGUGCAGCAACCAGAUGUAAAUUUUAAGAUCUUUACUCCUCUCAUGAUUAAAUCAAUAAAAGGUGCUUUAAAAUAAAUGAAAUCAUUUCGAUAGUUAUCUUAGAUAUUCUAGAUUUCCAGCUGCUAUCUAUCACCCAUUUUAACAGGACAAAUGAAAUAUAUGAAAAGAUUUUAUUGCCCAGUAAAGAACUCUACAAAUCUAAAAACCUGUUAACUGAAGUUAAUGGUGUGGGGAUUCAGAGGUCACAUAGGCAGAUGUUAAAGAGGAAAUGAAAUGGCCACAAAGCUCGUUAGAUAAAGAGAUUUCUCCACUAUAUUGAACUGAUGCAAUCGGCCCAGAUCAAAUUUGAAAAGUAAACCAUUUGCAAACCAGGGUAGUAAGUUUAAUCUAUAUACAGCUGCCUGAAAUAAGGGCUAUCCGGUAUAUUAUCAAGGGUUGAAAUAAGGGGCAGUCAACAACAUAAAGCAACAUCUACAACUUAAAGUAGCUAUGUUAUGAGAUGGCAGUGGUAUAUGUGUUAGUGUAUACUAAAAAUGUGUGUGUGUGCCGGGGAAGGCAACAUGGUGCCUACAGUCAUCAGUGUGACCCCGGAUGCAUUUCUUGGCACCUAAAUUUAAUUGUGGCUGCAUACCAGUGUUGUGCCAGCACACUGAGUUAUCAUGAAAUAGAAGGGAAACAAUAACAAGGGACUUUGAACUAUGGGUCAAAGGAAUUGUUUAGUGUCAGGGUAUAUAAUUAAGCAUCACUAGAAAAGAGUACAUGCAUCACCAAAAAAGAGGGUACAGAUUUGCAUAAUAUUUGCUUAUGUGACACAUAUUUAGAUCAGGUGACCUGUGUACUUGGUCAGUUAGCUGUUGUCCGGAUGCUAACUCUUGAUAAGGCUUCUUGAUAAGUCUUUAUCUUUGGACUGGGCAGUCCUUCAAAACAGGGCGCCUUCAAAUAGAACACUAUCCUUGGGCAGCACUUCAAAUAGAGGGCUCCUCUGUAAAGCAAGAAGCGUAGCCAUCCUAUCGUGUGUUGGGGCGCAGAUCCCACUUCUGCCUUGUACACAGGUUACUUUUCAGCAGGUUUCUUGUCCUUUAUGACAAGCCAUGCCUCCCAUGGCAGCCAUUUUGUGGUGCUACACACAACAGCUUCUCAAUUCGUGCCCACAGGCCCAAAGAGGUUGCCUGCCUGUAGUGUAGGUUGUAACUGCAUCCUGAAAUACCCUUAAAUUCUAUUUGGAUAACCAUUUGACAGAAAAUAGACUUUCAUAACAGGAUUCAGCCUGGUCUACAUAUGCAGUAGAAUGAGAUGGUGGAAAGGACUUCACUGUUUUGGGCUGUAGGUGUGUGGAGGGAUUAAAUUAUCCCACCUUCGUUAGGAUCUUUCAGUGGGGGUCCAAAAACUCUCAAGACACUUCUCUGUCCCUUUAAGGAAAUUUCUAUUGCAAGCAAUAGAAAGAAGAGCCAACACUCCGAGCGAAACUCUUAAGUGUGUGACUGACAUCUGAUAAAACAGUUACAUGUUCCCAUCAUACUCCUCCCACCUGCUCUCUGAAUGUAUCCCAGGGGCCUUUGUUGUACAACUCCCAUCCUGCCAUUCUUUCCUCCUUCACUACCUCGGCAACCUUGUUGCGAUUGAUCCACUGAGUGCUCUGGGCAUGUUUUGCGCUUGUCGGCUCCCAAUACAAAGUUUCCCCAUCUCUCCUCUGCACCUUCGCAGAUUGAUCCCUGCCUAUACUUGUUCUUCCAAUAAAAAUUGUAAACCCUGACAUGCCCUUUUGUGUUCUUUAUUUUUGUCUAGCACUUCGUUCAGGGUUAGCAUGUUGUGGUCUUUGCUUGUCCAAGCAGCGGGUUUCGAUCCUCAUCCCUUCCUCCCAUACUCACACCGCUCUCUGGCCCUUGUAGAAGUGGCUGGUACUCACCAUCUCCCCCACCCCCGCCACGGCCCCUGCCAUAUUGUCGCGGAAUUUUAGCUGGUUCUUUUGCUAUGCCCAUAGGUAUGAGAAAAUGGCCUAUCAUCCUUAGCUAUAGUUCAUAAAGUUCAUGGCUUCCUGUUCCUUUAAACCUUGUUUUUAAUGCUGCAAUUGCUUUUGCUUUUAGAGUUAAGUUGAUGCAGAAACUAUGUGACAACAUAGGCGUUGUCCACCCCGGCAGUCAGAGGGUGGAGGAUGCCUGCAAGGAAAGAUAACCAAGAAAAUAACAGAUAGAGAUGUUUUUCUGUAACUGUGAUAUCUUCUAGUCAACGAAGCACUCAUACUCUGUACAUGCCUAAAUGCUUAGCUUCUUAUUGGUUGUUGCAUUUUCAGAACUGUAUUAUGAUUGGUGAGAAAGUUCUGCCAUGGUAUCUAAGGGGAACUGACUCUAUAAAUAUGUUGACAUUUCCUGAAAUUAUUGGGCAGUUUCCUCAGACUGCCACCUUGCAGCGCUGCUCGUAAUAAACCUUCUAAGGAGAGAGAAA